UUUGUGGGGGUCACACACCUGGACGAGGUUAUUAUGGGAUAUAACUGCACCGUGUUUGCCUACGGUCAGACAGGAACCGGGAAGACCUUCACCAUGGAGGGGGAGCGGACUCCGAACGCGCAGUUGACCUGGGAGGAGGACCCGCUGGCCGGCAUCAUCCCCCGGACGCUGCACCAGAUCUUCGAGAAGCUCAGCGAGAACGGCACCGAGUUCUCCGUCAAGGUUUCUCUGCUGGAGAUCUACAUUGAGGAGCUGUUCGACCUGCUGAGCCCCACCGAGGACGUCGACGAGCGCCUGCAGCUGUUUGACGACCCCCGCAACAAGCACGGUGUGGUGGUGAAGGGGCUGGAGGAGGUGGUGGUCCACAACAAGAACGAGGUUUACCAGAUCCUGGAGCGAGGAGCAGCCAAGAGGCGGACGGCCUCCACCCUGAUGAACGCCUACUCCAGCCGCUCCCACUCCGUGUUCUCCGUCACCAUCCACAUGAAGGAGAUCACCCUGGAUGGCGAGGAGCUGGUGAAGAUCGGCAAGCUCAACCUGGUGGACCCUGCCGGCAGCGAGAACAUCGGCCGCUCUGGAGCUAUGGGCCAGCGGGCCUGCGAGGCCGGGAACAUCAACCAGUCGCUGCUGACGCUGGGCCAGGUCAUCACCGCCCUGAUGGAGAAGAGGUCCCACGUCCCGUACAGAGAGUCCAAACUCACCAGGAUCCUGCAGGAUUCGCUGGGCGGACGCACUAAGACCUCCAUCAUCGCCACCGUGUCGCCGUCCUCCAGCAACCUGGAGGAGACGCUGAGCACGCUGGCGUACGCCAGCCGAGCCAAGAACAUCAUCAACAAACCCGAGGUCAACCAGAAGCUCACCAAGCGGACCCUGAUCAAGGAAUACAUGGAGGAGAUCGAGCAGCUCAAACGGGACCUGGCUGCCACCCGAAAGAAAAAACGUGUUUUCCUUCCAUCAGAGAAAUAUGAGAACAUGGUGACCCAGAUCACGGCUCAGGAGGAGCAGAUCGUCAUGAUGGAGGAGGAGCUCAAGAAGGUGAAUGAUCUGUUCCUGGACAGUAAGAGCCAGCUGGAGCAGUGCAGCAUAGACCUGGAUGAGAAGCAGCAGAGGCUGGAGGAGACCAGCAGGCAUCUGGAGAAGACCAAGGAGAAGCUAGUGGAGGAGGAGAUCGUCUGCUCGGAGCUCAGCUCGGCCCACGAGUCGUUGUACAGCGCCGUCGGACAGCUGCUGAGCGCCGUCGGUGAGAGCACCGGCGACGUGUCGGGUCUCCACGCCAAGCUGGACCGCAAGACCAAGGUGGAGCAGCACAACAUGCAGAUGCAGCAGAGCUUCUCCCAGAAGAUGGACGGCGCCUUCAGCAGCCUGCAGCGCAGCGUGCAGCAUUACGGCGCCGCCCACGACCGCAUGCUGACCGGCUACAUCCACACCGUCGACGGCCUGCUGGUGGGGAACGAGGCCAUGCUGCGGGGCGCCCUGGUUGCUGUGGAAACGCUGGUGGGCAGACUCCAGGCGCUGGUGGCGGACGGCGCCGCCUGCUGCCGGGAGAAGGUGGAGCGGCACGAGGCGCUGACCCGGGAGCAGAGGGAGGUUCUGCUGCAGCUGCUGGAGGAGCACCAUCAGGAGGUGCAGGAUGUUCUGGACGUGCGGACGCUGCCGGGUCUGACCGCCAUCAGGGAGCUCAGUGACGCCCUGCAGGUUUCCAUGGAGACGCAGCGGGAUCUGGCCGAUCAGGUGGAGGCGAUGAAGGAGACCGGAGUCUUCCUCAGGGCUCUGGUUCUGGACCUGGCGGCGCUGCGUCAGGACGCUCGGACCGGACUGAGCGCGCUCCAGGAGGAGCAGGAGCGGCUGAAGGAGCAGAUCCAACAGGCCCAGGAGGGCCACCAGCAGGGGAUGAACCGGACCAUAAAGGUCCUGCAGAACCAGAUGAACCUGGUUACCAUGGAAACCCAGCAGGACUACAGCGAGCUGCACUUGGCCUCCAGUACCCUGCAGGGCCCGAUUGAGGAGCUGCAGCAGAACCCCAGCAGCCGCUGCGGCACGGUGGAGCAGCGUUCUUCGUCGCAGGCGGAGCGUCUGCUCUCCUCCUCCUCCUCUCUGCUGCGCCAGGCGGCCCGUCAGAACCGGGUUGUGCUGGAGGAGAUGAGCGACCGCUCUUCGGACCUCCACGGCGCUGUGUCAGGCCUGGUGGACCGGGACGCAGAGUGGACCUCCAGAACCAGGGAGCAGGCGGCCCGCCGGGCCCAGGACCAGCUGGUUCUGAUGGAGCAGCUGGCAGAAAAGGCCCAGAGUCUCAAUCAGGGUGUGGAGACUCGAGGGGCCGCCGAGGCGGACCUGAGAGGCCGGCAGGAGGAGAACCGGCAGGUUCUGACGGAUGUCCAGAAGCAGAUGGGUUUGGACCAGGCGGUUCUGGAGCGGCAGCGGGCGGAGCUGCAGGAACAGCUGGAUGCGGGUCAGCAGCUGGUCCGAAGGUUCCUGCCGCAGGAGCUGCAGCAGGACGUUCCUACUGGUGUGACUCCUCGGCGCCGGGGGUUUGUUUAUGGAAGGCUUCUGAAGAAGAGCGUCAAGCGCAGCAAGCUGCCGAGGAUGAGGCAGAAGGAGGCGGAGGAGGAGGACAGGCAGAGCAAGGACUCCCUGGAGAACGAUCUCAGCUCCUGCUGCAAGAAUCUGGCCGCCGAGCCGCCCUUCGUCGACGAGAAGAAGAAGACACUCCUUCACUCGGCUGUCAGACCGCGGAGAGACGCUUCUGUCUGCGGCCACCAUGGCUUCCUUUAGCGGUACCGGAGGGAGGCGAGAGGAGAAGGGCCGCAAUAUCCAGGUGGUGGUCCGGUGCAGGCCUUUCGACACCAUGGAGCACAGGUCGUCUCACAGAGUCAUCGACUGCGACCAGAGCAGGAAUGAGGUGCUGGUCAGGACAGGCACGACAAGUCCUCCAGGAAGACCUACACCUUCGACAUGGUUUUCGGCCCGGCUGCGAAGCAGAUCGAUGUCUACCGCAGCGUGGUGUGUCCCAUCCCGGACGAGCCCCCAUGAAUCUGUUGCAGGUCUUGGGUGGAGGGACAGGCAAACAGAUGCAGAUAACCUGUUUUAACAGGAAAAGAACAAAUGAGCCACAGGAGACGGUGUUGCUGUGCUGGUAGCUCUCAUCCGAAUUUAAUCCAGAUUAUAACAAUAAAGUC
This is a messenger RNA of Xiphophorus couchianus (Monterrey platyfish), 3176 nucleotides long. RefSeq names its product kinesin-like protein KIF11. The transcript has 2 exons. The annotation marks the transcript as partial. Gene Ontology annotation, biological process: mitotic spindle assembly; microtubule-based movement; spindle elongation. Gene Ontology annotation, molecular function: microtubule binding; plus-end-directed microtubule motor activity; ATP binding. The record is from RefSeq and is a predicted model, not a curated record. Gene Ontology annotation, cellular component: spindle microtubule; nucleus; mitotic spindle. Lineage: Eukaryota; Metazoa; Chordata; Actinopteri; Cyprinodontiformes; Poeciliidae.